Adelges cooleyi (spruce gall adelgid) is the source of this 3127-nucleotide messenger RNA. Its product is annotated as MPN domain-containing protein. Gene Ontology annotation, biological process: double-strand break repair. The record is from RefSeq and is a predicted model, not a curated record. The transcript is spliced from 10 exons. Gene Ontology annotation, molecular function: metallopeptidase activity; polyubiquitin modification-dependent protein binding. Gene Ontology annotation, cellular component: BRISC complex; BRCA1-A complex. The coding region runs from base 1309 to 2895 and encodes 528 amino acids. NCBI's taxonomy places the organism in Eukaryota, Metazoa, Arthropoda, Insecta, Hemiptera, Adelgidae.
UAAACAGAUAAAAAUGUGAAAUUUUCUCAAUUUUAAAAGAGCAACAGAUUAGUUUAAUAAAAUGAUAUCCAACUUUUUAGGGUCGAUAUUUGAUCUACAGACUGGCUAAAUGGAUAAAUCGGUAUGGUUAGGAAACAUAAACGUUUGUCUAGAUAAAAAAAGAUAUCAUUGUAAAAACAAUAAAAUAUAUUUCGCUCCGCAUCAAAGCUAAAAAGGUUUAUAACCUAUAAUAAAUAAAAAAUAGUUUAGACAUUUUUGACUUUUUCAUGUCUUAGCUCUGGCACAUUUUACAAGCUUUAAGUUUACAUAAAUAUUUUGGGUAUAAAUUUAUAUUAGGUCUCGUAGGUUUGUUUUUGCCAUCAAAAUGUGUGUUUUUAACGAUGAAGGCGAUGGCGUUUUCAGAUUUUUCUGGUCACACUUGAUUUCUAUGUUAAAUUCAAAAAAUGACUUUGCAAGCCGUUAUAAGUGCGUGCUCUGGCCAUUCUUAAUUGAUCUGCCCAUUGUAGUCUUUUUUUUUUUUUUUUAUGGUUAUGCCUUAGUGGACACAAAAACACGACGUUAAUACUUAUGUUCGUAAGUACAGACCAGUUGUGAACACUGCGGCUACAUUUUAACACUAGUCGUCAUAGAGGCUAAAUAAAUUUAGGACGAUAGGAACAGUAAUGAUAAAAACUACUGAGAACUGCCCAGGAAGAACUGUAAGGAUUCCGAAAAAGUCGGAGAGGGUAAGACGUUUUCGAGGAACCCUAACCGUUGUGCACGCCUUCAAAUUAGUGUGAAUAAAAAUGGCCAGCACCUCGCAAAUGUAAUUUCUUGCAACUAAUAUUUUCGAAUGGCAUGUCAUAAUAUAGACCUCAAAAAAAAAUGUUUUUUCAAUAAUUGACAGCGUACUGCUUAUUUAAAAAAAGGUCAGUUUACGCGCCAAAACCUGUAUAGUCGGCUGGAGCUAGAAUGUCCUUGACAAAAUCUGCCUCCAUAUGAGCAAAGCCAAGUAUCCAUGAUAAGGCACUCCUUGAUAUUUGAUAAUAAUUAGUAUGUAUGCGACUUAGGUAUAUUAUCAUAAAAUUAUUCAAAUAAUUUAAAUUUAAAAUUACCACUUGAUAAUACGUUACAAAAUAACAAAACCAAGAAUAUGAUUGUCUAUUAAGUUCGAUUUCGAUAACCUUUUUUGUUUUUUUCUAAAAUAAAUACUGCAUUCAAUAGAUGGUCAUACGGUCUUUCUUCAACUUUCUUUGUUUUGCACCCAUUUUCUAUUUUUUUCGUUCUUAUUGACUACUGUAUCACAAAAGACCGGGCUAAAAAAAUAAAAUGGAAACCUUCAAGGCCAAGUCUAGAAGACUUACUUCUAGCAACACCAGCCGUACUGUAACAUUACAAAUGUUAUUGAACACAAAUAUAUUGGAACCCGGCAAGUCGGUCUUAUCUUUAGAAUACAUGGGUCAGAGGUUUACUGGUGAUUUAUUACCAGACGGAAGAAUUCGAUCAGUCGAAACUCAAAAUGAAUUUGCGUCUCCUAGUGCUUGGGCUUAUAGUUGCAAGAGUGUUAUUAAUAAGAUAAAAAAGGCUGGAUGUGGUUGGUCAUUUAUACGGUACAAAGGAAAGAAACUUGAUGCAUAUAAGCAUGCAUAUUACAGAAAGCAAGAAUCAAUUAAUAUAGACUCUGUAAAAGAUGUAUUUAUUGAAGGCAAUAACAUAGAAACUGAGCUACUAUUUGAUGACAAUGUUGUUCAUAGUAACACGUUAUCUUCAGUCUCAACAAUUGGAGUGGAUGCAACAAAGAAACCAAUUCAAUUUAGUGAAAUCGGUUUAAGGUGUAAUAAUUUGGUCCUCGACACACUUAUUGAGUGUACGGAUUGGUCUUAUUUUAAUAAAUCGCAACCAUUCCAAGUUUACAUAUCGGCUAAUGCCAUAUUAUUGUUGGAUUUCCAUUGUCAUUUAACCAAAAAUGAAGUUGUGGGUUACUUAGCUGGAAGUUGGGAUUUUUCAACUCAGACUCUUACCAUAAAAAAUGCAUAUCCAUUCAAAAAUCGGUUGCACGAUGAAGAGCUUACUUCUUUGAUAGAAGAAGAAAUCAGAAACACAUUUACAGCGAAAAACAUGGUGCUUGUUGGAUGGUAUCAUUCACAUCCAAAAUCUAUUGCUACUCCUUCUUUAAAAGACAUUGAAGCACAACUCGAUUAUGAGUUACAAAUUAAAGGUCCAACCGUUGAAUCCUACAUUCCUUGCAUUGGGAUUAUUUGUUCACCUUACAAUAAAGAUAAAGCAACUCUUGAUUCUACAAUUAAUUGUUACUGGGUGUUACCAUCAUUUGAAGAAGAAGGUCACGGUUAUGGUCGUCCAAUGAAUAUGAAAUUUACAACCAAACCGGAAAAAGUAUUGACGCUUGAUAUUAUUAUGGCAUUGAAAAAGUGUGCUGAUUUUAACAAACAUGAUGCAGAUGUUGUUAACUUUAAAGAAAAAUAUAAAGAUAAUAUAACAUAUCUAGACAAACUAAAGAUUUCGUUGGAGGAUAAAUUUCCAAAAGAUGAUAAAAUUCAUAGAUUUCUAUGGAAUUUCCUCAGUGAAAUAAUAAGCAUUGGCAGUUCAGGCGAUACUUUGAAAAACAAUCUACAAAAUUUAUUGUUGGCCAUUAUCCCUUCCCAGUUUCUUACAACUUCUUCUUCCCUAUGUAUUCCUUCAAACACUGUAUCUCAGCAGUUAGUUGACUCUCACAAUAAAUUUAAUAAUACCAAAAAGUCGAUUACACAAGAUACACCUUUGCUCAACGCAUCAUCGUCGAUAACUUCUGAAAGUAUUGCCAGUUCUUUAUUUCACAAUUUAGAAUUUUCAAAAGCCAUGUCCUUGAUUGGCCUUUCUCUUUCUCGUAAUCAAACAAGUCCUCUCACACAAAUCUAAAAUAUAAUUUCAUAGUUUAAUAAAUAUUAAAAACCAAAUGUUGUAGACAAAAUUUGAUGCAGAAAGAAAUUUUUUUAGGAGGACGUCAUUCCUCCAUUUAUAAAGGAGUUAGUAUAGGCAAUUUCGGUAAAAUAAAUCUUAAUUUAAAGGUCAAACUCUUGACGUGUAAUUAUUAGUUGAGUAAUUAGGACUCUUUUUUUGGUCCUAAAAAUUUGUGAUAAAUUUAUUUUUU